Rotaria sp. Silwood1 is the source of this 792-nucleotide messenger RNA. The record is from the annotation of a GenBank genome assembly. Lineage: Eukaryota; Metazoa; Rotifera; Eurotatoria; Philodinida; Philodinidae.
AUGGCUUACAUAUACAAUAAAGCGUUACAACAACCAUCAAAUGUUAGUUUUGUUGUUUCGCCGUCACGAAAUUCGACAUUUACAACAAAACGUGUACAUCAACAACCAACAACAAAAUCAUCAUCAUUAAACAAAACAUCGAACACAAUAAAAGGUGAGCAUCUACCACCCAUACGACAUCAUCAAAGAAAGAGUACAUUUCGACAAUAUUCAACAAACAAUUUGACUUCAAAACGUGUUGUUCAGUUCUUAUUGAAAUAUAAUAAGUAUCCAAUAAAACCAACUAAAAAAUAUAUAACUAAAUCAAUGAGUACUACAACAACAGCAAAAAAACCGGUUCCAGUUGUUUCAAAUAAAACACCAUCACAAUCCGCAAGAAGAAGUUCCAAUGAUAGUGAUAAAAGGGUUCGUAAAUUGUGGUGGUCACCUAGACGAAAUGAAGUUGAAAUUCGUUCAGAAAAUGAUAGUCGUUAUAAAAAUGUUUCAGCAAAAGUGAAUUCUUUAGCCAAUCGUGACUAUCGUCCUGGAGGUGGUCAAGUAUCUAUACGUGAUGAACCUAAACAAUGGCAAGCACAAUCAAAAGUAAAUUCAUUGGCUAAUGCUAAUUGGGCACCUCCACCACCACGUGUUAAUGUUAAAACGGAAAAAUUACAAUGGAAUGCUCAAUCUAAAGUUGAUUCAAUGGCUAAUAUUGAUUAUAAACCUGCUGGUGGUGAAAAUAUAGCGAUUCGUGAUGAAAAACUUGACUUUGCUCAUAUUACACCACGUGUUGAUUGUGGAUUUGUUGAUUAA